Vitrella brassicaformis is the source of this 1982-nucleotide messenger RNA. The record is from the annotation of a GenBank genome assembly. NCBI's taxonomy places the organism in Eukaryota, Vitrellaceae.
CUCUUCCUUUCGUAGAGGCGGAACAGAAGAGAGAUGUCUGGCGCCAGCAGCGGAGGGCACAAUGUGUACACCAACCGGGCGUAUGGCUGUAAAAACCUCUUCGUGGUAUGCGAUGACGCAGAUGACGAGCACACGAUUGGGGGAUUGGUUCGCUAUGUUGCCCUGCAGGAGAUUGCGGUUGUGGAGCCUGGAAGAGCGCUGCGCCCGCUGCCGUAUCUCCAGCCCGCCCAUGAGGUCGAUUACGUGAUGGCGGAGCCUGGGAAGGCCUAUCAGGUGCCGUGGUGGUGGCGGUGUGGUGGCGAUGGUGUGCCUCGUGAAUGUGUGGCCUGCCUGUACUUGUAGGUGACUGUGCGGAACAACCGCGCGUAUCCCGUGGAGGCAGAGCUGUUCAUAGAUGGCCAAAAGGUUGCAAGGAAGCCAACCGACUUGCGACUUUAGCGUCACCCUCAUCUGCCUCUGCUUGAUGGCUUGCAGAUCAAGUGGCUGGCACUACAGGAGGGCACUUCCCAGACGGUCUCCACCGUGCCAGUGUCGGUGGACUCGUCAUCAGAUACCAAUGCCUAUCGCGUGCAGCACAAACAACUGGUGGGUGGGUGAGGGGGGAGAGGGGGAGGGAGCGUCUGUGCAGGUGCUGGCUGCGAUUCGUGUGCUCUGCCUUCGCUCUGUGUGCUCUGUGUGCGUUUGUUACAUCAGACGUUUUGCAAGCCGGACACCAUUGACGCUGCUGCUUCCCAGUUCAAUCCUGCGUAAGGAGGCGUGCAAGUUCUCCCCGACCGACAUCCCUCUGCUAUGCUACAUGCUGCUCGUGAGUGAGUGAGUGUUUUUUUUGCGGUCGGUCUGCGUAUCAGGUGGCUGGAGGCACAGAGGGUCAUCACGGUGCCGUUCUGGAAGACGCGCAUCGAGACCAAGACCAACACAGAGCAUUUUGGCGAGCAGUGCGAGGCGCGCCUGCCGGAGACCGUCCAGCUAUUCGACAAGGUACUCUUCCCUACAGCCAUUAUGCCCACAUGCACGACCACAGACGCCCUCCCUCACUGCAAACGUCUAUGUGUGGCGUGGCAUGCAGGCGUCGGAGAAGGUGCCCGAGAGUGCCAAGAAGACCCACUCGGCGGUCACCGAGACGGGCGCCAAUGCGGAGCUGGAGAUUCUGCCCAAGUUCCAGAACAAGCGCGGCACUGUGGACGUUUGGCACAAGACCAAAAAGAUCGGUAACUAAGGGCUGUCGGUCGCUGCCUUUGGCGGCGAUUUGUGUAUACAUAGCACACGACACGCGUGUGUGUGUGGCUGUGCUGUGCCAGGGGCCCGCAAGAUCCAUCUGGUAGACCAGCUGUCGUACGAGCAGAACCGCAAGGGCGUGAUGAAUGCACUCAAGAUAGAUGCAGCCGGCCGCACCGAGGACGGUAGGUACCGUCACACACACAGCCAACACACACACACACAUCCAUGUGUGUUGGUGCGCUACAGGGUUGCGUGUCAAGGUGGAGCGCAAGCGUGAGGUCAGGGCUGCCGUGCCCCCAUCGAUGGCCAGUGCGGCGCCCCUGGACCUCACGGAUGAGGACGACCCUGCCGUCGAAGCACUCACCACCAAACCCCAUGUGUGUGGAGAGAGAGAGAGAGAGAGAGAGAAAGAGAGAAACACACCAUAACACGACCCUGGGAAACCACCACCUCCUCCUCCUGCUGCUGCUGCUGUGGUGGUGUAUGGUUGGUCGAUCAGGUGAUUCGUGAGUUGUACGAGGAGCACCGGCGCAUCCAGCACAACCGUGAUGAUGACGAGGACGAAGACCUGGACAGUAAUGACGACGAGGCCCGCGAGGGGAUCGACUCGGACUUCGCACUAUUCGUCCAACAGGUACGUACAUCUAACCGACCCGACACACAGGGCAAUUGUGUGUGUGUUGGUGUCUGUCUGUGUUCAGCGGAAGCGCCAGCGGACGGGGGAGAGUGCGGGUGCAGCAGCUGCUGCUGGCAGCUCUUGAGGC